Messenger RNA from Drosophila bipectinata, 1850 nucleotides. RefSeq lists its product as uncharacterized. Gene Ontology annotation, cellular component: nucleus. The record is from RefSeq and is a predicted model, not a curated record. Gene Ontology annotation, biological process: regulation of transcription by RNA polymerase II. Lineage: Eukaryota; Metazoa; Arthropoda; Insecta; Diptera; Drosophilidae. Gene Ontology annotation, molecular function: DNA-binding transcription factor activity, RNA polymerase II-specific; RNA polymerase II cis-regulatory region sequence-specific DNA binding; zinc ion binding.
AUCGGAAUAUUUUCCCAUCCCUAGCGCGACCCAACGAACAGAAAUUUGUGUUUUUGUGAAAAUUGGCUUUAGACCUGCUAAAGCUUCAGCGCCAGAUAUAAAUUCCGUUGAGAGGAAUGUCCGGAAAGCUGGAGCAGCGGUUGGUCGACCUGGGCACCGCCUGCCUGGUCUGCCUCAGGGACGAGCCCGUGGAGACCUGUUCCAUCUAUGGGCGCGACCCUGAGCCACCGCAUCUGCGAAUCGUGGACAAGAUUCGGAGCUGCACAAGCCUCCAGCUAGGAGAUAACUUGACAACCUGGCCGGACAAGAUCUGCCGGCAAUGCCACAUGGAACUGACGGUGACAUAUCGCUUCCGGGAGAAGUGCGCAGCUGUGGAGGUGCUGCGUCAGGAGCAGCAGCUUAAAAUGAACCUCGAACAGCACGAUGUGCGGCUGCCCCGGACGCUGAAAAUUGAGCGCGUCGAACUGGACCUGGAGCCGGGCUCUUCCAGUGGCGCCACCACCCUGACGGAAGUAAUACAGUCGGUGGAAGACGGGCCGCCAUACACCUUUCAGGACGAAAGCGGAGACAUCAGCCUACUGCCGGAUGCCUCUGGAACUCUAGUUUUGUCCCUUAACGCGUCCCUCGACUCCUCCGAUUUAGUCAAACAAGAAUCCAGGGAUAAAACGUGCUCCGAAGAAGAUGAAGACAAAUUGCUGGCUAUGCCGCCUUGGGAGGAGGAUCACACUCCGGAACACCUUUACGAGAUCGAGACGCAGCUGGAGAGCUUGGUGGGUAGUCCGACAUUGCCACAGCCGCCUGCCCAACCGACUUCGAGUCCACCGAGGAAGCGACCCUAUCGUCGCGGUACUCCCGCCAAGUAUAAUGAUUGCCAGCCCGAAUCCUCUGCAACCGUUCCGCCCGUUCCCUCCACAAAACGCCGGCAUACCGAGCGCUCUCCAAAGAUAUGUGAUGUGUGCGGGAACACGUACAAGUACCAGCACGCCUUGAAUGCCCAUAUGCGGCGUCAUAAUAACGAUCGUCCAUAUCCGUGCGAGGUGUGCCAGAAGGCGUUCAUUUCGAACGUGGAGCUGCGCCGGCACAUGCGUGUCCACACCGGCCAGAAGCCGUACAGCUGCCGCUUCUGUGACCGCAGCUUUUCCGACUUUGGCAGCAGCAAGAAGCACGAACGCAUCCACACCGGGGAGCGUCCGUACGUGUGCGAGGUGUGCCAGAAGGGAUUCGCCUACGCCCACGUCCUCUCCGUCCACCGGCGCACGCACACCGGCAAGAAGCAGUUCCAGUGCCCGCACUGCGUCAAGGGAUUCACCAAGAAGAGCUAUCUGGCCGCCCACAUGGCGCAGCACGGCGGCCUGACGCUGGAAGAAGCUGGGUCGGGCACCAAGACCAAUGCCCUGGGAAAUACCAACAAUGUGCGCAAGGAGACGUUUAUCCUGGACUCGGUCGUUUUGGGGGAUGAGAGCAAGGUCCUGGAGGAGUGUAUCGUCACCAAUGACUUUAUGUUCAAGGACCAGGACGACUCGCGCGAGGAGGAUGCAGAGAACUGCGAUGCAAGCGAUCCGAAUGGCCAAGCAGUGCUGGAACACCACCGGUCGUCGUAUCCUGGCGGGGAUUUCGUUGACGUGGACGGGUAUCAGGGUGUGGGUGAUCUACUGGAUGGCGGGGAGUUUGUCGACGAUGCCAAGUAUCUGAUCGAUUAGCACUACACUAACUAGCAUACUAGCAUGAGUAUUAGCCCAGAACCCACCCAAAUCCCUAGACCUAGUUAGUCGCAGCAGAUAGUAAGAUAGUUCUAAGUCUCUACUGUAUCUGUACAAAAAAAAUAAACUGAGAACGUAUCCAAUAAGUAA